This is a messenger RNA of Cuscuta epithymum, 589 nucleotides long. Lineage: Eukaryota; Viridiplantae; Streptophyta; Magnoliopsida; Solanales; Convolvulaceae. The record is from the annotation of a GenBank genome assembly.
CAAACAACGUAGUAUAUUGGUGUGACAAAAAAAUAUGGUUCCUGAUGCCCUAAUCCUGGCGGGUUACGUGCUUAUUAUGAUUAUGUGGGCAGCAGCCGUCUUCGCUACAAUUGUGACCAUAGAUGCCUGUCUUCGGCGCAGUACAUCCUCACCUCCGCCUAUUCCCAACACCAACGUCUUCGUUAGCGUAGGAGAACGACUACCCCGCCGCCCGCCGCCGGAGGUUCGGCUGAAUGUAAGAACCUUGGAGGAAAGCAUAGGAGAACGACUACCCCGCCGCCCACCGCCGGAGGUUCGGCUGAAUAUAAGAACCUUCGAGGAAGGGAGCUUAAGGGCGGGAGUGGAGGACGGGUGUGCAAUUUGCAUCACAGGGUUCGAGAAGGGCGCGCUGUCCACCGUUCUUCAAGCCUGCGAUCAUAAGUUUCAUUCCGACUGCGUCUCCGUUUGGUUGGCCAUUAACAAAUCUUGCCCUCUCUGCAGAGCUCCGGCCGCUCAAGUUCCUUCCCAACCAUAAACGGAGUAGCUUAUCCAAUCUUUAGUGUAGUUGUUCGAAUAUUAAUUACAAAUUUAACAUUUAACCGCACACAUG